Spirometra erinaceieuropaei is the source of this 1992-nucleotide messenger RNA. Lineage: Eukaryota; Metazoa; Platyhelminthes; Cestoda; Diphyllobothriidea; Diphyllobothriidae. The record is from the annotation of a GenBank genome assembly.
AUGCUUCAAAUGGGCAUCAUCCGUCAGUCUGAAAGCCCAUGGGCCUUACCUCUCCACAUGGUUCCAAAGGCUGCCAUUGGUGACUGGCGCCUCUGCGAUGAUUACAUGGCCCUGAACAACGUUACUAUCCCGGACCGCUAUCCUGUCCCACAUCUUCAGGAUUUUGCCUGUGCCCUAUUCGGCAAGUCUGUAUUCUCGAAGAUCGAUCUGGUCCGUGCUUUCCACCAAAUUCCCAUAGCCCCAGAGGACGUUUCGAAGACGGCCGUUACCACCCCCUUUGGCCUCUUUGAGUUCCUGCGCAUGCCGUUUGGACUUCGCAACGCCUCCCAGACCUUCCAAAGGUUUGGAGACAGAGUGCUUCGCGGCCUACCAUUUGUCUACGCCUAUAUCGACGACCUUCUGGUAGCCACCUCCACCGCCGAAGAACACAUGGAACAUCUUACAACGGUGUUUGACCGCCUUAAACAAUUUGGCGUUGUUCUUAACCCGUUCAAGUGCGUCUUCGGUGUGCCCUCCCUAGAAUUUCUCGGUCAUCUGGUCGACUCCCAAGGCAUUCGGCCUCUUCCCUCAAAGAUUGCCGCCAUUCGGGACUUUCCACCCCCUACCUCGAAGCGUCAGUUGCAACGGUUUCUUGGUAUGGUGAACUUUUAUCGCCGGAUCCUACCGAACUGUGCUGAUCUCAUGCUACCACUCACCAACAUGCUUUCUGGUCCCAAAGGUCCCCUCGAGCUGACUGGUGAAGCACUGACUGCUUUUGAGAGAAUCAAGAAUUCCCUUGCUGAUGCCACUUUACUCACACAUCCCGCUCCCGAAGCUCAGCUGUCUCUGAUGGCAGAUGCUUCGACCGUAGCCGUAGGUGCAGUCCUUCAACGACACCUUGCUGGUUCGACUCAACCACUUGCCUUCUUCUCCAAAAAGCUCUUACCGGCUGAGACACGCUACAGUACCUUUGGCCGUUAACUACUUGCCAUUUACCUAGCUGUGAAGCAUUUCCGGCAUUCCCUUGAAGGUCGUGACUUCACCGUUUUCACUGACCACAAACCGUUGACUUUUGCACUUCGUUCCCACACUGACAAACUAAACCCUCGGGAAAUCCGCCAACUGGACUACAUCUUCCAGUUUACCUCAGAUAUCCGCCACAUCGACGGGUCACGCAAUGAGGUGGCUGACGCACUGUCCAGGCCUUCUAUUGCCCAUCUUCAGCUUUCACCCGGGAUAAACCUCGCUGAGAUGGCCGCUGAACAACGCCGUGUCGGUCCACCCUAUGAUGAGGAUGUUUCCGGACUUCAACUUCAGGAACUACCACUCACAACUGGCAACGGCACCAUUUUAUGCGACGUAUCCACCCCAUCCCAUCGUCCAUUUGUGCCACCAUCCCUCCACCGCAAAGUUUUCUCCUCCCUGCACAAUCUCUCUCACCCUGGGAGUCGAGCAACCGACAAGCUGGUUUCCGACCGCUUUGUCUGGCCUGGAAUGCACAAGGACCUGAAGGCAUGGACACGGGCUUGCAUUGCCUGUCACCGGAGCAAGAUCCAGCGGCACAACAAAACUCCCAUUGGCACCUUCCCUGACCCUGGUGCAAGGUUCAGCCACGUUCAUCCGGACAUUGUAGGCCUCCUGCCUCUGUCCAAUGGUUGUUCCUAUCUCCUCACCUGUGUGGAUCGGUUCACUCGGUGGCCUGAAGCAAUUCCCCUGCCUGACAUUGCUGCUCCAACGGUGGUCAAGGCCUUUCUCAGUCGUUAGGUUGCUAUCUUUGGUGCACCCUCCACAAUCACGACUGACCGUGGUGCCCAGUUUGAGUCUAACCUCUUCCAGUCUUUACUCUCCUUUUUAGGCUGUACUCGCAUCCGCACUACAGCCUAUCAUCCGGCAGCCAACGGGGUGGUCGAGCGGUUUCACCGCCAGCUGAAGGCAUCCCUUCGCGCCGCGGCCGACGGACCACCUUCCUCUGGUCCUCUUGGGCAUCCGCUCCGCUCUGAAGCCGGACCUUGA